AUGGCCCCAUCCAACCCUGACAUACUCAUCAUCGGCGCCGGCUUCAGCGGCCUCUACGCCCUACACACCCUCCGCACCGCGUUCCCUAACCUCACCGUCCACAUCCUUGAAGCAGCCUCGGACAUCGGCGGCGUCUGGCACUGGAACAGAUACCCCGGCGCUCGAGUCGACUCGGAAUGGCCCUUCUACCAGCUCACGAUCCCGGCGGCCUGGCGCGACUUUUACUUCACCGAGCGGUUUCCUGAUCAUACCGAGCUGCGGCGGUACUUUGCUCAUCUUGAGGAGAAGCUGCACUUGAAGAAAGACAUUACCUUCAAUGCGAGGGUCAACUCGGCUGUUUGGAAUGAGUCAACCGCUACGUGGACUGUACGGACAGAAUCAGGGCUCGAAGUCCAUGCUUCCUAUCUGCUGUUGUGUUCGGGGCUGUUGCAUCGUCCAUAUAUUCCUUCUUUUCCGGGUCUGGAGCGCCAUUACCCGUUGCAUCAGCGUCAUCCUCAUGUGCAUCCCAGCAUUAGCCCAACUCUUCAUCCUGACGACGCUACUAUAAACACCAGCACCAGCCCAACUACCUAUCCCGACACCACCAACACUAACCCGCAAGUCCAAAUCUUCCACUCCUCCGCCUACCCAACCACCCUCAGCACCAUCGGCAAACGCAUCGCCGUAAUCGGCGCCGGCGCCACAGGCGUCCAAAUCGUGCAAUCCCUCUCCAAAACCGCCUCCCAACUAACCCUCUUCAUCCGUCGUCCUAGCCCCUGUCUUCCCAUGCGCAAUCGUCCCCUGACGCGUGCUGAACAGGAUAGCUGGCAACCUUUCCUGCCGGCACUGUUUCACGCGUCGAGACAUUCUCGAUCUGGGGUCCCGUUUCCCUCUGUGGCUGCCCCGUACGGACCGGGACGGUCGAUUUUUGAGAUUCCCGACACUGAAAGGGAGGAAUACUACGAGGAGCUGUGGAAAUCAGGAUCGUUUAACUUCGGGGCGAGGAAUUUCCCGCAGACGUAUGUGUCUGAGGAGGCUAAUAAACUAGCGUACGCGUUUUGGGCUAAGAAGACGAGAGAGAGGAUGAAGGAUGGAUGGAAGAGGGAUGUUGUGGCGCCGGAAGAGCCGGUGAACUUUCUGUUUACGAGGCGUGUGCCCCUGGAAGGGGAUUUCUAUGAGAGCGUGGAUAGGGAGAACGUGGAUGUUGUGAAGAUCAAGGGUAAGGCGGGAGAAAUGGGAUUGAGGUUUACGGAGAGAGGGGGGAUUGUUGUGCUAGGUGAGGAUGGAGAGGAGGAGGAGAGGUUGUUUGAUGUGGUGGUGUUGGCUACGGGGUUUGACAGUUAUGUUGGGGCAAUGGCCGACAUGAACAUCCGCGGCCGCAACGACAUCAGUCUGGCUGAGAACUGGCAGUCAGGUAUCAAGACUUAUUUGGGGAUUACGGUGCAUGGGUUUCCGAAUUGCUUUAUGAGUUAUACGCCGCAUGGUAAGUCUCCUUCUCUUAUCACCUUGUCAUUUCCUGCUAGUGGAUCUGUUCUUUGA
This is a messenger RNA of Aspergillus melleus, 1518 nucleotides long. RefSeq names its product flavin-containing monooxygenase. The record is from RefSeq and is a predicted model, not a curated record. The coding region runs from base 1 to 1518 and encodes 505 amino acids. Lineage: Eukaryota; Fungi; Ascomycota; Eurotiomycetes; Eurotiales; Aspergillaceae. The transcript has 2 exons. Gene Ontology annotation, molecular function: oxidoreductase activity; flavin adenine dinucleotide binding; NADP binding.